AUGCAGAAGCAAGUGGAGGUCAGGAUGGGCGAAAGCCACAUGGAGCCCAUCGUCGAGACUCCUGACAGUAUAUGUGGCUCUAUGUGUGAUAAAAUCAUGAAGAACAUGGUUCUCACUCUCACAAUCCUUGGUGUGUUUCUGGGCUCCAUUUCUGGAAUGCUGCUGCGGCACAUAUCGCCUCUCCCCCCUGAUGUCAUUAUGAUCAUCGCCUUCCCUGGAGAGAUCCUAAUGAGAAUGCUGAAGAUGCUUAUUUUGCCUCUUGUUGUCUCCAGUCUGGUCACAGGACUUGCUGGUUUGGACGCUAAAUCCAGCGGUCGCCUAGGCACCAGAGCCAUGGUGUACUACAUGUCGACCACUGUGAUCGCUGCGGUCCUGGGAGUGAUCCUGGUGCUGGUCAUCCACCCAGGUAACCCCAAGAUGAGGGCUGGCCUCGGACAGGGAAAGAAGAACGGCGAUGUGUCCAGCGUGGACGCUUUCUUUGAUCUCAUCCGAAACCUUUUCCCAGAAAACUUGGUGCAGGCCUGCUUUCAGCAGAUCCAAACGGUAAUCACUAAAGUGCCAGUGCCCACUAACAGAACAAAAGCACCUCCACAGUUCACAGUUAAAAGGACGCUUCAGUUCAAGAGUGGGAUGAAUGUCUUGGGUUUGAUCGGAUUCUUUGUCGCAUUUGGAGUUAUUAUGGGAAAAAUGGGAGAAAGGGCCAAGUUGAUGUUGGACUUUUUCAACGUCCUGAAUGAGAUUGUGAUGAGGCUUGUUGGUGCCAUUAUGUGGUACUCCCCUUUUGGUAUUGCCUGCCUCAUCUGUGGAAAGAUCAUCUCCAUUGCGGAUUUGGAGGUGGUUGCUAGGCAGUUGGGGAUGUACAUGGUAACCGUGAUAGUCGGGCUCAUUAUCCAUGGAGGCAUCUUCCUCCCGCUGAUAUAUUUUGUGAUAGUAAGAGAGAACCCCUGGACGUUUUUCAUGGGAAUAUUCCAAGCUUGGGUCACGGCACUUGGAACAGCAUCCAGUGCUGGAACCUUGCCUGUCACGUUCCGAUGCUUAGAGGAGAACCUGGGCAUCGACAAGAGAGUAACUCGCUUUGUGCUCCCAGUGGGUGCCACCAUCAACAUGGACGGCACAGCGCUUUAUGAGGCUGUGGCUGCCAUCUUCAUCGCUCAGAUGAAUGGGAUUCACCUCGACUGGGGCCAGAUUGUGACUGUCAGUAUGACAGCCACCCUGGCCAGUGUGGGAGCGGCCAGUAUCCCCAGCGCUGGACUUGUGACCAUGCUUCUGAUCCUCACAGCGGUGGGGCUGCCCACUCAGGACAUCAGCCUCCUGGUUGCUGUCGACUGGCUGCUGGAUCGUUUCCGUACCUCAGUCAAUGUGGUUGGGGACUCCUAUGGAGCGGGCAUCGUGUACCACCUUUCCAAGCACGAGCUUGACCUUUACGAUCAACAGGCCCGGAUGGAAGAAUUUGAGAUGUCAAAGACACAAUCCUUCAUUGAAAAUAACACCAACCAGAAUGUAUACACACACCGCAACUCAGUCUUGAUAGACGACUGCAAGGUCGGCAUGGGCAAAAAUGGCAGGACUGGAGGGUUCUCUCUUGUUGAGGAAGGACCAUGGAAAUGCGAGUAAAGCAGAUCCAGAUGCUGCCACGCCUUACCCUGAGUUCCAGCUUUAAAAAUGAACCAAAAAAAAAAAUUACGUAGAAAAGA
This is a messenger RNA of Notothenia coriiceps (black rockcod), 1694 nucleotides long. RefSeq names its product solute carrier family 1 member 2a (gene slc1a2a). The record is from RefSeq and is a predicted model, not a curated record. The coding region runs from base 1 to 1614 and encodes 537 amino acids. Gene Ontology annotation, molecular function: glutamate:sodium symporter activity; L-glutamate transmembrane transporter activity; neutral L-amino acid transmembrane transporter activity. Gene Ontology annotation, cellular component: plasma membrane. Gene Ontology annotation, biological process: L-aspartate transmembrane transport; L-glutamate import across plasma membrane. Lineage: Eukaryota; Metazoa; Chordata; Actinopteri; Perciformes; Nototheniidae. The transcript has 10 exons.